AUGCGUGGGGCCGGCACAGGUGGCACUGGACUGGUGACACACACCUCAGGGCGAGUGUGGGGAGCAGGCACAGGACGCACUGGACUGGGAAGGCACACUGGAGGCCUGGUGCGUGGAGCUGGCACCGGACGUACUGGGCUGUGGAGUUGUACUGGAGACCUGGUGCGUAUAGCCGGCAUCAAUGGUACCGGUUCGAUGACACACCUAGCACGGCAAGUGCGAGGAGCUGGCACAGAAUGUACUGGGCUGUGGAGGCGUACUGGAGACCUGGUGCGUAUAGCCGGCAUCAAUGGUUUCUUAAGCACUGGGGACCAAGCUUCCAAGGGAAACUACGGACUCCUUGAUUUGAUCCAAGCUCUGCGCUGGACUAGCGAGAAUAUUGCUUUCUUUGGUGGUGACCCUUUACGAAUAACUGUUUUUGGAUCAGGGGCUGGCGCCUCCUGUGUUAACCUCCUGACCCUGUCCCAUUAUUCUGAAGGUAACCGUUGGAGCAAUUCAACCAAAGGACUUUUCCAGAGAGCUAUAGCACAGAGUGGAACUGCGUUGUCCAGCUGGGCCGUCAGCUUCCAGCCUGCUAAGUAUGCUCGCAUGUUGGCCAAGAAAGUGGGCUGCAACCUGAAAGACACGGUGGACCUGGUGGAGUGUCUACAAAAGAAGCACUACAAGGAGCUGGUGGAUCAGGACAUCCAGCCUGCACGGUACCACAUCGCCUUCGGGCCUGUUAUUGACGGUGACGUCAUCCCAGACGACCCUCAGAUCCUCAUGGAGCAGGGCGAGUUCCUCAACUAUGACAUCAUGCUGGGCGUCAACCAGGGCGAGGGCCUGAAGUUUGUGGAGCUUAUCGUAGACAACGAGAACGGCGUCCAGGCCAAUGAUUUUGACUACGCCGUGUCCAGCUUCGUGGACGACCUGUACGGUUACCCAGAGGGAAAGGAUAUUCUGCGGGAGACCAUAAAAUUCAUGUACACGGACUGGGCUGAUAGACAUAACCCAGAGACCAGAAGGAAGACCCUACUAGCCCUGUUCACGGAUCACCAAUGGGUGGCUCCGGCUGUGGCCACAGCAGACCUCCACUCCAGCUUUGGGUCGCCAACGUACUUCUAUGCCUUCUACCACCACUGCCAGACAGACCAGGUGCCCCCCUGGGCAGACGCUUCCCACGGUGACGAGAUCCCCUAUGUGUUUGGCCUGCCCAUGAUUGGCCCCACAGAGCUGUUCCCCUGUAACUUCUCCAAGAAUGACAUCAUGCUCAGUGCUGUGGUGAUGACCUACUGGACUAAUUUUGCCAAAACUGGUGACCCCAACCAGCCAGUCCCCCAGGAUACCAAGUUCAUUCACACCAAGCCUAACCGCUUCGAGGAGGUGGCGUGGACGCGCUACAACCAGAAGGACCAGCUGUACCUCCACAUCGGCCUGAAACCCCGAGUCAAGGAGCACUACCGAGCCAACAAGGUUAACCUGUGGCUGGAGCUGGUGCCCCACCUCCACAGCCUGAACGAGGUCACCCAGAUCAUCUCCACCACUACCAAGGUCCCCCCACCAGAGGUCACCCCGAGGACACCAAAGAAGAUCCCUGUCAACACCAAGAGGCCUAACCCCACUCCCUUCCCCACCGAGACCCAGGACAGUCAGAACCAGCCCUUCCUGGUGGACCAGAGGGACUACUCCACAGAGCUGAGCGUCACCAUUGCCGUGGGCGCCUCGCUGCUCUUCCUCAACAUCCUGGCCUUUGCGGCGCUCUACUACAAGAAGGACAAGCGGCGGCACGACGUUCACCGGCGCUGCAGCCCCCAGCGCAACACGACCAACGACCUGGCGCACACGCAGGAGGAGGAGAUCAUGUCCCUGCAGAUGAAGCACACGGAUCUGGACCACGAGUGUGACGCCAUGCACCCACACAAGGUGGUUCUGAGAACUGCCUGCCCGCCAGACUACACGCUAGCCAUGCGACGCUCUCCUGACGACAUCCCCCUCAUGGCCCCAAACACGAUCACCAUGAUCCCCAACACCAUGCAGGGCCGCCAGUCCUUGCACAACUUCAACACCUUCCCCAGUAGUGGACAGAACAACACCCUGCCUCACCCACACUCACACUCCACCACCAGGGUAUAGCCGGACGGACGGACGCUGACACACACAGCACACGCCAGAGCUCACACCCAGCCUGAAUCAAACGGAUGUGGAAUAACUUCUACUCCUGUGAAUAUAUGAAAGGAAUAUAGGAAUGUUGCUGGGACAGGAGAAAAAUGUCAUUUUAUAUAAAAGAAGAUAUGAUUAAAAGUACAAAAAUAUUUCAAAUGAAAAAAUGAAUAAAGAGAAGGAUAAUUUUUAUUUCUGGUAUUGCAACAAAACAAGGUCAACUUUUCCAGCUAUAGAUAUCGCCUUCGGAAUUUUAUAUACGAUUGCUUGAUCCUGUUAUCAUGGAAAAGAGAGAAACCUCAGUGGAGCCUCAGAGGAGUAGCAGGGCCGCUUUGUAAAUGAAAGAAAACAUAUUGUUUUCCUGAGGCAUCAAACUGUAGAUUACUCUUUCUGGAGCCGAUGAGAUGCCGCUUAACCAAUUUAGGCAUGUGUUACUCUACAAGUAGAGGCAGUGUAAGAUAUGACAAAAACUAUCUAGAGAGAGGGGGAAAACUCUUAAAGAAUAUGCACAAUGUAGACAUUUUUUAAAUGUCUUGGAUUCUUUUCACCAAUUUAUUUUUGGGGAACAGUUUUAUUGUAUAGAACCUAUUUACAUAUCUAGAUAUGUACACAAAGCACCAAUGCUGUUUAAGUCCUUCUUGGGCGUCAAUACCGCAAAUCUGCCAGCAGAACAAAAAAAGGGGGAUCCACUGGCUUUCUGGCAGAUACAGCUUCAUCACACAAGUGCUGUCUAUACCGAGAGCUGGAGGACAAAGGAUACUGGAUAUUUUUAGCACGACGCGCAUGACAAUUUAUCUGCUUGAUGGCUGUUCUGCUGAUUAAGUCAUAAUUAAGAAUACUUUUCAUCCCCAUUGGAUUGGUUUGAAGGAACACUACUGAUUAGCUUACAAAUCCAUAGGACUUUGGGAAUGGUCACAUGGGUGAAGGUCAUGGGUCAUAAUUGGGGACAGCAGGGGAGGGUUGGCUUAUGGUAACUACAGUACAUACACAAUAGCUUGAAUGAACAUGGGUAUAAGGACUAGUUUUGUACAAUUUGUGUUGGUACAACUUUUUGAUAGUGGUGAAUCACUCGCUGUUUGGGAUCCCAAUGGAGGGACCUUUCAUUGUACUCUUUUAGUUUGGAUCAAUGUUCUUUGCUAUUAUACAUAUUGGGUUUCUUAUCACCACUCUUGACUAGUUCAAGACCACUUUAAUGUAGAAAAGUAAUUACCUGCACUGUUGAUUUUUUUGGGGGGGUUCGUAUGAAUGAUUCCUGAGCACAAAGCGUGCCCAGGGCUAUGAAGAAGGGAAGGUGAAGACUAGGAAAUAGUAGAACCUCUUGGCUGCAUAGAUUUUCUUUCCUCCUAUUAUCCUUUCAUAGAGUAUGUUCCGUAGCGCUGUUUAAAGAUUAAUGCAUAUAAAUGUGUAAUUGAAGCGAGGAGGCCCUCCGCUGACAUGGUUGAUUAGGGGUUCCUCUCAUCCUGUCGUCCCUGCAACUCAACAAAGAGAGAGAAAGAGAAAGAGAGAGAGAUUCAGGAACUCCCAUGGUACACCUCUCUCAGGCAGGGAACAGUGAUCAGUCAGAUUCUUGCUCACUGCAGUAGAACCGGUUUGCUAUCACCCUCGUCUCUCACAGAGUGAAAUGCCAUUUGCCUGUUUUUUUAUUUUCUACUGAAGAUGCUGUACUGUAUCAUAUCAGAGUUUCUGGACUUUUAGUUCUCCUUUUUCUUUAGCAUGGUUUACACAUGCCUUGGUGUCACAUUGUACAUGCCUGUCGGCAUGUUACCAUCACUGUCCAGCUAGCCCCAGUGAGUGUUCCUGCCCUCGCAGUGCUAGAGUGCAACUUCCCUCUACCAGCUAGCGCAGGCAAGUGGAGUAAUAAUGUGUCAUACAAAUACAAACCAGAGUGAAUAGCUUAGAGGAGGAAGCCGCUGAGGGGAAAAUAGUUCUCUCUAAACAGACAAAAGGCCUACUGUACUCAAGCAGAGAGUGGAGACGACAAAUACAUUAGUAAGAGAAGACUCAUAAGUAAGACAUAAAAUAGUAAGAAACAUUAUAUCACUCCCAUUUUCCUGUGUAAUAAAAGCCUGGACAUUCGCUCCACCUCCUUUACUUACUGGCGCUCUACAGUCAUUCAAAGUAAAAACAUACACUUCCAAACAAUGAGCUGUAGACAAGGUGUAGCUUUUUGGGGGGAGGUGAACAUAAAUUAUAACAAAACCUUCACGUGUCCCAAAACUAACACCCAAGCAGUUUCACCAGUCUGUAUUACAGUGCUGUGACCUCUUAACAAGGCUGGAGAAAUGACAGUUAAACAUGUAAUUGCGAAUUAAACAUGUAAUUGCACUACGGAUAAAUGAUCAAGUAACAUUGGAGAGUUAGCAGGUGAGGAGAAUGCUAAAGAAGCACUUACUUUAGCACGCAUAAGCCAGCCCCCACUCCCCCUCCCUGGAUUGUAAACAGAGUUAGAAAUGAGCCAACCUGUACUACUCUCCUCUCCCAUCCUCCUUCCCUCCCAUAACAGCUCACUCUGUACACCCCCCAUUUUCAAUUAGGUUUGAAUAUGGAUAGUUGCUGCUCACUGUACUCUCUCUCCAUCAUGCUCCCUCAGAGUGGUGUUAAAAUUGUAUGAGCCAGUGGUGAAGGAGAGCUUUUCCAAAUUUUCAUGCAGGACUUCUAGAAGGUAAGAGAAAGAGGGGCGGGGGGUACCUGAAGCUAUAAUGUGACCAUGUGGCUCAUGCCUAACCUGUGUUACCCAGUCCUGGACAGAGGAGGGUCAAGCAUUGUGAAUGAAUGUAAUGCAACGAGUGCCAUUUUAUAUAAAACGCUUCUCAACAUCUUUGAGAUCUAUGAAGAUCUAUCAAAGGGUGAUCGCUCUUUCAAAAUGUCUGUGAAAAGGGCGCUAUGUGAGUGGGUAUGGCAGUUGUAUUGUAGAUUAUUUGUCACUUGUCUUUCUUUCUGGUUAAAUAGUAAUUACUCUUCUGGAGCACAAUAAAUGAUUUUAAUAAGCUGAAUUAGCAUUGCUGCAACUCUUUUUUUCCCCGUUAUGUUUGUUCAAUAGGCUGAUUUGAUUAUAUUGCAGAGUAGACACUCACAGUUAAAGAAUGCUUGACUGAACUGAACUUCAAACAAGCCUGUAGUCACUCACUUGUCUGUUGGUCUGUCACACACUGUUGGGUUCCUUUGCUGUAUAGGACUUCAUGUGUCCUAGACCUAGACUGAAAACAACAUCUCAGACAGUGGACUUUUACAUGGCUUAAGUAACCAAAUGAAUACAACCAACAAUAUGGAAAAACAAAUGACUCUUCUGAAGGGUAAUGUACACACCAAACCUACACUUACUGUUUUCACAUUGGUUAUACCGCAGACAUUCAGCUAAUGCGAGUCACAAUUUGUUUUGUAUACACCGUGUAUCAUCUUUUACAAAUAACAGAAGUCCCAGAUACAAUAUCCCCUCAAACCAUAAUGUAAUAUAAAAAGUAUCAGGGGAAGGUUUCUCAGUUGCUACCUGCUAGGAAAAAGUACAAAGGCUUUAGACAGUGCCAUUCUUUUCCGGCAUACUGUAUUUCCAUCGAUCCUGUACACCUGUCACUCCUCCUUACUUGUUGUACAUUUUAUGAACUUCAAAUUUGAUUGUUGAACACUGAAAGAGGAGCAAAUGUCAUUGCUGGUAGAGGUGUCCUCCCUUACAUUUUCUCAGUCAGCGUCAGUCGGCUUCAGUAUCAAAGUAUUUCAUUUUAUAAAUACUUUAGAAAAAGGAUAUACCUUAUUGUUUUUAUCUGACAUUGUCAACUCCUUUGCUUUGAAUGAAGUAAAAAAUACCUCUGUCUGGUAUUUAUUAAGAACCUGAAAAUCAUAUACUACAGAAUACCAAUGUUAAACAAAUUUAGACAACGCAGCUACCAACCACACCCAUGUUUGUUGCAUUUGUAAAUGACAAGUGGGUGGCAUUUCUGUGAAUUUUUCUGUAAAUAAUGCUUUAUUAUAGCUUACUAAUACAAGUGAUAAUGGCAUCCCAUCAUUUUAGCUGCUGCAUUUUAUAAGGUAUCUUACAAGGUGCCAAAUCCAAAACACAAGACCUUCAAUGUCAUCCAUAUACAACCUAUAGUGGUGAUCUGUAAAGAUGUAAUAAAGCCAUUUGUCAUUCUAAAACAAUCUGGACAGUUAUAUCAUUUUCCCUGUUUGAGACCAGAAAUAAUGUCACUCUCACACUUCCUGAUCAUAGGAAAACAUUUUUGUGUACAUUUUCUUUUCUGAUUCCCAUGCUCAACAGAAUAGAGGACAGUCUGUCAUAUUCUAUAGUAGUAUUUGCAUGCUUUCACUAAUUUUAGCUCUUUAUGUACUAAUUGGCCUUUUAAAGCAAUCAACAAUGUCUAAUGGUUUAUUUUUUUGCAGGUUUUGACUGUUUCAGUUGUUGUUUUAAAGUGACAGAUAUGAAAGAUGAGUAAUUAAAUUGAUUUUCACUGC
Oncorhynchus nerka (sockeye salmon) is the source of this 6585-nucleotide messenger RNA. RefSeq names its product neuroligin-1-like. Gene Ontology annotation, biological process: postsynaptic membrane assembly; synaptic vesicle endocytosis; presynaptic membrane assembly. Gene Ontology annotation, molecular function: signaling receptor activity; neurexin family protein binding. The transcript is spliced from 4 exons. Gene Ontology annotation, cellular component: plasma membrane; postsynaptic specialization membrane; synapse. Lineage: Eukaryota; Metazoa; Chordata; Actinopteri; Salmoniformes; Salmonidae. The record is from RefSeq and is a predicted model, not a curated record. The coding region runs from base 1 to 2112 and encodes 703 amino acids.